This is a messenger RNA of Enterobius vermicularis (human pinworm), 291 nucleotides long. NCBI's taxonomy places the organism in Eukaryota, Metazoa, Nematoda, Chromadorea, Rhabditida, Oxyuridae. The record is from the annotation of a GenBank genome assembly.
AUGUCUGCAUUAACUGCAAUUACUGAACGUAUUGGUAGUUUGAAAUUGUCAGAACGUUUUCGACAAAAUAUUGGUCGUAAACUUUCACGGUCACCAACACGAGUAGGUUCAACUGAAAGCAAUAUUCCUGAUCGACAAAUCUAUGAACAACACGAUCGCACAGUGUCGGAUAGUGUUGUAACUGCUAUUGCAGCUGUACAUCAGUCAACGGAUUCUGGAACAUUACAAGAUGAAUUUAUUGCACCAGCAGUAACUCGGUCAUUUUCGAAGGUUAGAUACACAGUUUCUUGA